Molecule: messenger RNA, 3678 nt
Organism: Seminavis robusta
Lineage: Eukaryota; Bacillariophyta; Bacillariophyceae; Naviculales; Naviculaceae
Source: the annotation of a GenBank genome assembly
AUGACCCGUCGAAGUUUGGCACUGGCGACUGGCUCGGAUAUUGCCGAGGAAGGAGAUCCCGAGGAUACCACCACUGCCGCCUCUACUAUCGGUACAGACCAUGCGACUGCAAAUCACCCCGAGAAAUGGUGCAUUUCCUUUGAGCAGCUCUUGGAGAUUGCCGCAUUGGCGGAACAACACUUUGGAUCCGACCGAUACCCGCGACAGACCAUGCGGGAUGUCUGUCGGGAAAUUGUGGUGCCGCAGUGUGCUCGUACGGGCAAGUCGUUUGCCUUGGGACUCAAUCCACAAGGUCUGGAUAUUGGUGCCUAUGUCACACACAGCUGGGAUGGUUAUUUUGCCGAGUUUGUGGCAUCGAUAGUGACCGCCUUCAAGUGCAAACCUCGCAAACCCAAUCUCUGGAUUUGCAGUUUUUCUCUGAUGCAAAGUGACAAUGACAAAGUGAUCCAGAAUCAAAUUCAUACCAGUGAAGGACUCGCCCAAACGCCAUUUGCCAAAGCCAUUUCCAAAGCCCCACUCUUUGUCUGCAUUCGCAAUUCCCAAUGUUGUCUCUUUGGACGAAUCUGGUGUGUGGCCGAAGUCUUUUUUGCCAAACAGUACGGAUUGUUUCCCGAUCAUACAUUUGUCUCCGGGCCCAAUUACUUUGCUCAUGUACACAUGAGUUGUGUCGAUGCCAGAGCUACUAAAACCCAGGACAAACUCUUGAUUCUGAGAACGCUCCUCCAAAAAGAAGGAGAUGCCGAAAAGGUGGAUGCCAUUAUUCAAGAAUUCCGAUCGCACGAAACUCCCAAUCCGCCAGCAACUACUACAACAACAACCAACAUGACCCAUCAUCGAUCCCAGCAAGAAAUUGUACGACAUUUUCUCCCUCUACUCCCCAAACACGGCAGCGUCUAUCGGAAAAUCAGCAAAGCAUUCAUACGAAGAGGCAUAAAAGGAGAGUACAUUACGACUACCAUUGGUGGUGUCAAGGAAACCGAUUAUCAAGUUCAAAAUGACACCUCGUGGAUUGUCUGUGGUGUGGCGGGAGAAUGUUAUGUCUUGACGCAACAACAAUUGGAGACCAACUACGAUGUCGAGAAUCCGAACGAAGUGCCAUUUUCCCACCGCCGACUUCGCAAGGAAGGAUACCAAGAAUAUUGCUCCAAACGCAAGGCGUGGGCGUAUCAAGUCACGCAGUACGAUUUGGAUUGGUUCUUGGCGGCGUCUCCUCCUUCUAGCAGUCAUGAGGAGGACACGUCGUUUGCCUGGGGGGAAGCACCCUGGGGAUCCUUGAUGCGCAUCGAACCGGGAGAUUAUCUCUUGACGACGUAUCCGCUGGCCAAUGAUGGGGUCUAUCGGUGCGAACGGAUCGUCUUUGAAGAAACAUAUGCCGAAGACGACGACAAGGCUAGUGAACAAAAACAACAAACAUGGUGGAACUACAAUACACUUCUUCUCGCGAUUGGGGGCGUUGUGGUGGCAGGGAUUGCAGCGUGGCGAUCACGUCGGCAGUAAUGUGCACAGACACGUUGUGUCUCUCACGUCCACAAGACCAUGAGCACCCCCCAAAUCGAUUCGAAUCAGUUGCAUGGAACGAGAAGGAUCUCAAUGAGGCCCACGGCGGCACCCGUAAUUGCCCUCGUGCUAAUCGUGCAUGGGAUUGAAAGCCUUUCGCCUUUGGAGUUGGCCAAGCAAGUCAAGUGAGCUGUCCAGGACAGUGAUACCGGUACGACCCGAAACAAGACAUCAUUAAAUUUGUUCCCAUUGUUCCUACCAGGUUUUGUGUGGUUCCAAAUCAAAAGCUACCAAAAAUCAUGAAUUCCAAGCUGCACAGGAGGAUCAAACAAAAUGCUCCUGGAUAGGGUGGCUGAAGCACCGGUUGAACCACGAUGAUGGUAGAUGCAUGUACUGCUUGAGAACAUGCUACUGUUGCGCUGAGAUUGUGCUUCUCCAAAUUGACUAAUAUGAAAUUAUUGGGCACCUUCAGGCUGAUUGAUCGAGCGAUGGCUGGCUUUUUGUUUUGUGUCUACUGCUUGGCUUCGUACUGGCGUAGGAUCAGGGGAAAACUGUCUAGAGGAAGGGGGCAGCCGUGAAUUGCGAUUCCAUUCCAUUGUGUCCAUCCAUCCCACAAGACCACGAGUAUCCAAAAUUGCACCCAAGCAACUGCAUAUUUGAAAGAAUACAUACAUGAUGUUUCAGUUGAGGUAACAACUGACAUGCAACGACGAGAAGGGCCUCGGGCUUGGCAAAACAAAACGCACCCGCCCGUGCUGUGUCAAUGUUGUGCUUCUCCUUUUCGUUCCCACUCCAUAAUGAGCGGACGGCCGACAGCGUAAGCGUUGCAUGCACGAGCCCAGGUGCUAGUCGUGCAUGGGGUCGUUUCGGGUCUUGAGUUGGCCAAGUAAGCGCGCUUCAUUCCCCAAAUGGUGUGCAAUUCGUCUCUGGAGAGCUUGGAAUCUUGGUUCGUGCCAGACAUUGAAGAAAUAGGCGUGGGGGAGACGCCGCCAUGGCUGUCGUUCUACCAUUUUUUCGAGGCAAUCCAGUGCCUGUGAGGUCUCCCCCUUCAUGGAUAACACACCGGCCAUGUUGUAAAGGGCAUCCGCAAUUUCAUCAUGCUGAGUGGCCAGUUUGAGAGCCAAAGAAAGUUCGCUUUCGGCUUCGUCGAGCCGACCAAGUCGCUUGAGUAUGGCAGCGUGAUAGGUAAUCAGCCGAGCCUUUUCGUUGGGUGGCAGGUAGUCUGGCAUGGUAGCUUUGCAGAGCGAAUAGUAAUACAAAGCCUGCUUGUCGGAUUCUCUGCCGUUGCGUCUAUUUGCAUGGUGGAGACCCUGAAUGAAAUAGUCUUCCCAAUCCUGUUGCUGUUCCGCAGCUCUAUUGAUGUUGUUGUUUGGUACAUUUUCAAGGUUUCGAACCUUUUCCAAGACUUCUUGAAGCAUUUCUCGGUCGGAGAGUUUCUUACCUGCGCCCCCUUUCUGAUCGUCGGUGGCAGCACUCAUCUCCUGGAUAGACUGAAUACGCGCCUGGAGAGUCGGCCAUAAGGCGGCAAACUUUUUGUUCAGGGCUACUUUGGAGGGUUCUGCACUUUCGUCUACCGCCAGAGAUUGGUUCGCCGCCAAAGCCAACUCCCAGAAUCCUUGACGGUCCGACUCGACGGCCUGAAACUGAGCCAAGGGAAAUGUCAAUUCUGCCUUUCGCAACCCGACCAACAAGGGUAUCACUCUGCCAAUCUUGGCAUUGCCUUCAGUUCCAUUCUUAUUGUUGGCCAUCAUUAGAGCUCCGGCCUCAAAAAGGAUCCAAGGUGACUGGAGAUUUUCCGGAGUCAAGCAAAGGAUGCCAAAUUCAGCCUCUUGCAUGCUGCUUUGGAGCUCUCCAACCCACCACUGUCCUGCUUCCACACUGCGUGCGGACAUCCAUGGUUCCGCAUUCGGUAACAAGUCUUUGAGCCAAUCAAACAUUAUCAGAGCGACCUUCUUGCUUCGUUCGCCGGACCAAGAGACAAACACCUUCAUUCUCAAUAGAUACUGGUAGCCACACGGAAAGAUACGGAUAUGUUGGUGGUUCUGCGGCUGUUGAUUUGUUGUCAGGGUGGGUCAAGGGUCAAGGGGUCCGUUUUGGAUCCCCGACUGGCUAGUAUCCACGAUUCAAUAGAUUCUUCUGACACAGUGAUCUGGUAGCUAAGGUAAACAAUUUUUUUGAUCC